Molecule: messenger RNA, 3172 nt
Organism: Drosophila albomicans
Lineage: Eukaryota; Metazoa; Arthropoda; Insecta; Diptera; Drosophilidae
Gene: CanA-14F
Product: serine/threonine-protein phosphatase 2B catalytic subunit 3
Biological process (GO): calcineurin-mediated signaling
Cellular component (GO): cytoplasm; calcineurin complex
Molecular function (GO): calmodulin-dependent protein phosphatase activity; calmodulin binding
Source: RefSeq, a predicted model, not a curated record
AUGCAAUGUGUGGUCACGCUGUGCAAAAGCAAAAAGCAAAAGUAUUUGCGUUGAAAUUUCAGCCGGACGUGUUGCGGGAGCGCGUCAAUUGAACCGAAUCUCACUGAAAUAAAUACCGUGCGUCUGCGUCGUUUGUAGCAAUAAUAUUGAAAAGGCUAACCGGACUGUUGAACGGGACUCCACAAAAGCACGAGGAACGAGGAAAGACGACAGUCGCAAAGCAAAUAAAACGUUGGUCAUUCAGCAGCGCAGAGGAGCUUCAUUACAAAGAGAGAGAUUGAGUGUGUGUGGGUGCGUGUGUGUGUGUGGCGAGUGUGCGUGCGUGUGUGUGUGUGUGUGCGGCGACAGAGCUUUGACUUGAUCGAUAGUCAAAGUCAAGCAAAAUGUCUUCGCCAUUAGCACAGAACAACAACAACAGCAGCAGCAACAGCAGCCAAUCGCAGUCGCAGUCAACAGCAGCAGCGGCAGCGCAGCAGCAGCAAAAUCAAAAGCCAAAUUCUGCAGGCAGCGGCGUUAAUAACACACACGAUAAGAAUGCUGGCGGUGGCGGAGGCGGAGGCACAACAACGGGGACAUCAUCAGGGGCAGGGUCAGCGACUGCAACUGGAGGCGGAGGCGGAGGAGGUGGUGGUGGAGGAGGUGGGGCCGGACCACAGAGCCCAACAAAGCGCAGCACAAUAUCGACAAAGGAGCGUGUGAUCGACAGCGUACCGUUUCCACCCAGCCGCAAGUUGACGUGCUCCGAUGUGUUCGAUGCACGCACCGGGAAACCGCAUCACGAUGUACUUAAACAGCACUUCAUACUCGAGGGUCGCAUCGAGGAGAGCGCCGCGCUGCGUAUCAUCCAGGAGGGGGCUACGCUGUUGCGACAGGAGAAGACAAUGAUCGAUAUUGAGGCACCGGUGACGGUCUGUGGCGACAUCCACGGCCAGUUCUAUGAUCUGAUGAAACUGUUUGAGAUCGGCGGAUCGCCGGCAACGACAAAAUAUCUGUUCCUUGGCGAUUAUGUGGAUCGGGGCUAUUUCAGCAUUGAGUGCGUCCUCUAUCUGUGGUCGCUGAAAAUCACGUAUCCGCAGACGCUGUUCCUGCUGCGCGGCAACCACGAGUGCCGGCAUCUGACCGAGUACUUCACCUUCAAGCAGGAGUGCAAGAUCAAGUACUCGGAGCGCGUGUAUGAUGCGUGCAUGGACGCGUUCGAUUGCCUGCCGCUGGCGGCAUUAAUGAAUCAGCAGUUCCUCUGCGUGCACGGCGGCCUCUCGCCGGAGAUCCAUGAGCUGGAGGACAUCCGGCGGCUGGAUCGGUUCAAGGAGCCACCAGCCUUUGGCCCCAUGUGCGACCUGCUCUGGUCCGAUCCAUUGGAGGACUUUGGCAACGAGAAGAACUCCGAUUUCUACACGCACAACUCAGUGAGAGGCUGUUCGUAUUUCUACAGCUACGCCGCCUGCUGCGACUUCCUGCAGAACAACAAUCUGCUCUCGAUUAUACGGGCGCACGAGGCGCAGGACGCCGGCUACCGCAUGUACCGGAAGAGUCAGACCACCGGUUUCCCAUCGCUGAUCACCAUCUUCUCGGCGCCCAACUAUCUCGACGUCUACAACAACAAGGCGGCUGUGCUCAAGUACGAGAACAACGUGAUGAACAUCCGCCAAUUCAAUUGCUCGCCGCAUCCCUACUGGCUUCCCAACUUCAUGGACGUGUUCACCUGGUCGCUGCCCUUUGUCGGCGAGAAGGUCACCGAGAUGCUGGUCAAUGUGUUGAACAUCUGCUCCGACGACGAGCUCAUGACCGAGGAGAGCGAGGAGCCGCUCUCCGAUGAUGAGGCGGCGCUCCGCAAGGAGGUCAUACGCAACAAGAUCCGAGCCAUUGGCAAGAUGGCCCGUGUCUUCUCCGUGCUGCGCGAGGAGUCCGAGUCGGUGCUGCAGCUGAAGGGGCUGACGCCAACGGGCGCUUUGCCCCUCGGCGCUCUAUCGGGCGGCAAGCAGUCCCUCAAGAAUGCCAUGCAGGGCUUCUCGCCCAAUCACAAGAUUACCUCGUUUGCGGAGGCCAAGGGACUCGAUGCGGUCAACGAGCGGAUGCCGCCGCGUCGCGAUGCCACGCCUUCGCCGGCGGAGGAGGGACAAAAAUCGCUGUCGGCGGCGGCGGCAGCAGCCGCAAAUGCGAAUGCAAAUGCAAUCAAUGGAUAAUCACUCGAUGAACAACAAGAAGAAGAAGUGUUAACAGUCGAAGCAAAAGAAGAAGAAGAAGCAGUGCAGCAAGUGAAUGCAGUGCGGCAAGCAGUGCGGUCAUCAGCAUCAUCAUCAACAGUAGCAGUAGACAAGCAGUGCAGCCGCUGUAACUGCCGCAGCAGCAAAGCAGUUGCCAAGCAGCAGCAUCAGCAGCAAAGUCAGUUUUAGAAGUCGACAGUUAAGUAAAUACACACACACACACAACAACAGCAACAACAACAACAAAAUAAUAUACAUGGUACGGGAGUGCGUGCGAGUGGGAGCGAGAAAGCAAAUCAAAUAUUAAAUUGAGCAACACAGCAGCAACAAAGAGCAAAAGUUUUAAGCAGCGGCAAACAGCGCCAGCAUACACACACACACACACACACACAUGCAUACAGCAUCACACAUUCACAUUAACACACACCCACACACACACACACACACAUACAGAGCGUGUCAGGCACGCAGCCGCAAGCAAGAGCAAACGCAAAAUGUAAAAGCAAAAGCAAACGCAAAAGCAAACGCAAAAGCAAACGCAAAAUGCAAAGACAGCAGGAGAAAUUCGAGUUGAAUGAUAAAAGUUGAGAAAAUGGGAAGCGUUUAAUUUAUUGGUAUUAAAAACAAAAAGAGAACAAUUUAAAUAAAGAUGAACAAAAAACAAAACAAAACAAAGAAAAAACCUAAUUAUAAAAUGCAGUUAAACCAUAUAGAAUUAUAUACAUACAUAUAUAUAUUUAUAUAUACACACACGUAUAAAUACAUAUAUAUAUAUAUAUUAUACAAACAUAACGUAUAUAUAUCAUCAAAAUUUUGUGCAACGUUAUAUCAAAAAAAAAAAGAAGAAAAAGAAAAUGGAAAAUGAUGAAGCCAAGUUUACGCCGCUGCUGGCGUUGACGUCGCUGUCGCCGCGCAGUCGCAGCAAAUUAGGUAAAUUAAAUUAUUUGCUAAAAAAAAAACAAAUAAAA